AUGAUUCGAUCUUUGGCCGCGGCAUAUAGGCCCCGACUGCUCCCCAGACGCCCCCUCUCAGUCCCCUCAUGCUACCGUCCAUUCUCCGCCUCAAGAUGGACCUUCUCUCCAGACGUCUUCCACUCCCAGCGUGAGGACCCCUCUGCCUCAGCCAUCCUCUCCUCUCUUGAAUCCGCGACCGACCCCGUACCGCAGACCCUCGUUGAGAAAAUCGUCCAGAAGUAUUCCGUCGGCCUAGCUCCGGGCAAACACGUGCGGUCCGGCGACUAUGUCACCAUCUCCCCCUACAAAUGCAUGACCCACGAUAACUCAUGGCCCGUCGCGCUCAAGUUCAUGUCCAUCGGCGCGUCUAAACUGCAGGAUCCUAAGCAGAUCGUCAUGACUCUGGACCAUGACGUGCAGAAUAAGUCGGAGAAGAAUUUGCUCAAGUAUCAGCAGAUUGAACAGUUUGCCAAGACUCAUGAGGUAGACUUUUAUCCUGCGGGGCGCGGUAUUGGCCAUCAGAUCAUGGUCGAGGAAGGGUACGCUUGGCCUGGCACCCUAGUGGUGGCAUCGGAUAGCCACUCCAACAUGUACGGAGGAGUGGGAUGUCUGGGUACCCCCGUGGUACGGACAGAUGCUGCUAGCAUCUGGGCCACGGGCAAAACAUGGUGGCAGAUCCCUCCAGUUGCGAAGGUUAACUUUACUGGUGUCUUGCCCAAGGGUGUUACGGGCAAGGAUGUGAUUGUCGCGCUCUGUGGCCUGUUCGACAAGGACGAUGUCCUCAAUCAUGCCAUUGAAUUCACAGGAUCGGAAGAAACCAUGAGAAGUUUAGCGGUCGAUGACAGACUUACCAUUGCCAACAUGACAACAGAAUGGGGCGCUCUCGCUGGCAUCUUCCCCGUCGACAACAUCUUGAAAGGCUGGUUGAGAUCCAAAGCGACAACCGCAGCUAUGUGGGGUGGAUCCCAGAACGGUCUCCCAAGCUCAGCAAAUACACGCUUCACACAUUCCCUACUGGAUAAAAUGUUCGAACGGCCCCUUGCUGCAGAUAAGGGCGCCCACUACGCCAAAGAGCUCUACCUGGAUCUGUCUACGCUUGCUCCCUACGUCUCUGGCCCUAAUUCCGUGAAAGUGGCUACUCCCUUGAAUGAGCUAGAAGGACAGGAUAUCAAGGUUAACAAAGCAUAUCUCGUCUCGUGCACAAACUCCAGAGCAUCUGACCUUGCCGCGGCUGCAAAGGUCUUUAGGGAGGCUGCAGAGAAAAACGACGGGAAAAUUCCAAAGCUAGCAGAUGGCGUCAAAUUCUACAUCGCAGCUGCCUCUAUCCCCGAACAGAACGCUGCAGAAGAAGCUGGUGACUGGCAAGUCCUGGUCGAAGCGGGAGCCCAACCACUCCCGGCUGGUUGUGGACCAUGUAUCGGCUUAGGAACUGGUCUUCUGGAACCGGGCGAAGUGGGAAUCAGUGCAACAAAUCGCAAUUUCAAGGGUCGGAUGGGUAGCACCGAAGCAAAGGCGUACCUUGCCAGUCCCGAAGUCGUCGCCGCCAGCGCGCUGAGCGGCAAAAUUAGCGGGCCGGGCUGGUACGAGAAGCCGGAGGGAUGGACUGGCGUUAUCCGUGGCGAAGGUGAUGGCAUCAGAGAAGAAGAUAGAAUGCUUACGGCCGAAGAAUCCAUUGCCAAAGUCAUCGGCCAGCUCGAUACCAUGGUCCAAGACGCCGAGAAGAUCUUCGGUGACAAAGCCACAUCAUCAUCAGCCUUAACAUCUCCACAAGAAAGUGCGUUUCAACAACAGCAGCCCCAAUCCCAACAAGAGCCUGAAACCGACUCCCCCGCCCUCACCGAACUCUUCCCAGGCUUCCCCGAACGCGUCUCUGGCGAAAUCAUCUUCUGCGACGCCGACAACAUAAACACCGACGGCAUCUACCCCGGCAAAUACACCUACCAAGACAACAUCUCCAACGCCCAAAUGGCCAAAGUCUGCAUGUCCAACUACGACGCCGCCUUCUCCCAGCUCGCGCGCGCAGGCGACAUCCUCGUUACAGGCUUCAACUUCGGCUGCGGCAGCUCGCGCGAGCAGGCCGCGACAGCUAUCCUAGCCAAGCGCAUCCCGCUCGUCGUCGCGGGCAGCUUCGGCAACAUCUUCUCGCGCAACAGUAUCAAUAAUGCGCUGAUGGGGCUGGAGGUGCCGAGGUUGAUUGAGCGGUUGAGGGAGUCAUUUGGUAAUGCCGGUGCUGAGGAUGGGAAGAAGGCGCUCACGCGCAGGACUGGGUGGACGUUGACAUGGGAUGUUAGGAGGAGCCGGAUUGAGGUGCAGGAGGGCGAAGGGGGUGCGAAGUGGACACAUAAGGUUGGUGAGUUGCCGCCGAAUGUGCAGGAGAUUAUUGCGCGGGGUGGGUUGGAGAAGUGGGUUAAGAAUGCUAUUGCGGAGUCGUAG
Messenger RNA from Blastomyces dermatitidis ER-3, 2415 nucleotides. Its product is annotated as homoaconitase, mitochondrial. NCBI's taxonomy places the organism in Eukaryota, Fungi, Ascomycota, Eurotiomycetes, Onygenales, Ajellomycetaceae. Gene Ontology annotation, molecular function: homoaconitate hydratase activity; 4 iron, 4 sulfur cluster binding. Gene Ontology annotation, biological process: L-lysine biosynthetic process. The transcript has 2 exons. The coding region runs from base 1 to 2415 and encodes 804 amino acids. The record is from RefSeq and is a predicted model, not a curated record.